Scomber japonicus (chub mackerel) is the source of this 1125-nucleotide messenger RNA. RefSeq lists its product as uncharacterized. Gene Ontology annotation, biological process: microtubule-based movement. Gene Ontology annotation, molecular function: microtubule binding; ATP binding; microtubule motor activity. The record is from RefSeq and is a predicted model, not a curated record. The coding region runs from base 1 to 1125 and encodes 374 amino acids. Lineage: Eukaryota; Metazoa; Chordata; Actinopteri; Scombriformes; Scombridae. The transcript is spliced from 9 exons.
AUGGUGGAAGACAUGAAAGGUAAAAUUCGGGUGUUUUGCCGGAUUCGACCAGUGAGUCGAACCGAGACUGCGCAGGGUGGGGCCAUCAUUGUGGAUAAAAUAGAUGAUUACACUGUUAGUGUGGAAACCUCACGUGGGCUUAGAGAGUUUCAGUUUGACCAGGUGUUCAGUGCUGAAACCUCUCAAGAAGACCUGUUUCAUGACACCAACAGACUGAUCCAGUCGGCUAUUGAUGGUUACAACGUCUGCAUCUUUGCAUAUGGCCAGACGGGCUCAGGGAAGACCUUUACCAUGGUUGGGGACAAGGAGCAGAAGAACCCUGGGCUCAUGCCGAGAUCUUUUAAUGCCAUAUUUGAUAUCAUACGAGAAAACAGCACCAAAUUCAGCUUCAAGGUUUCGGCCUAUAUGUUGGAGCUGUACAACGAUAGACUGCAGGACCUCUUUGUGAGCCUGGCUGGUGAGGCCCAUGCACAGCCCCAGUCCCAUGGACAAGCCAGGCGGGUGGAGAUCAAGAGGAACAGAAAGGGGGUUGUGUUUGCCCAAGGAGCAGAGACAAAGGAGGCUUCCAGUGCCCAGGAGCUCUACGCUCUGUUCCAGCAGGCCUGCGCCAACCGACACAUCUCUGCCACCAAAAUGAAUGUGGAGAGUUCCCGCUCCCACCUCAUUGUUGGCAUCAUGGUAGAGAGUAGGAAUCUGACCAACGGGAGUGUGAGCACUGGGAAGCUGAGCCUGGUGGACCUGGCAGGCAGUGAGAGAGCCGCCAAGACUGGAGCCAAGGAUCACCAGCUGAAGGAAGCUAACUCCAUUAACAAGUCUCUUAGUGCCCUCGGUGAUGUGAUAUCUUCUUUGUCUGCUGAAAUGCCCCAUGUACCAUACCGGAAUAGCAAGCUGACCCAGGUCAUGCAGGACUCCCUGGGUGGCAACGCUAAAACACUCAUGAUUGUAAACAUCUCUCCCUCAGAGUGCAACCUUGAUGAGACACUCACAUCACUCUUUUACGCAACAAGAGUAAAGGCCAUAACCAACAGUGCUCAGAGAAAUGUGGAAAGCAAAGAGAUUGCUCAGCUAAAAGAGGUGAUCAUGAAGUUGAGAUCAGGACAGACAGUGGAAGAGGAUGAGGUCUAA